AUGAUAAAGUUGGACUUACUGAGGAGUGCACAUCUCGUAUUCAAAAAAUUGCCUAGAAAAUUGAAGGAUUCGGGUAGUUUCACUAUCGAAAUCACGGUUAGAAAGCAAGUCAUUGCACGUGCACUAUGUGAUCUGGGGGCUAGCAUCAACUUGAUAUCGUCAUCCUUGUUUACAAAACUGUGGUUGGGAAACCCGAGACCUACUACUAUGAUUUUUCAACUGGCAGACAGAUCUUUGGCUAGGCCUGAGGGUAUUAUUGAAGAUGUUCAUAUACAGGUUGGGUCUCUCAUAUUUUUGGCUGUUUUUGUUAUCUUGGAAUUCAAGCUAGAUCUGGAAGUCCCAUUUAUUUUGGGGCGUCCAUUUUUAGCCACAGGAAGAGCAUUGAUCGAUGCAGUUUCAGGGCAGCUAACUAUGAGGGUACACGAUAAAUUUGAAGUAUUUAAUAUGUACAAAGCCCUGAAGUUGCCCGCAAUCUAUGAGGAACUUUCUGCUAUCACUGUGGUGAAUGACAAAGACUAG
Molecule: messenger RNA, 519 nt
Organism: Lycium ferocissimum
Lineage: Eukaryota; Viridiplantae; Streptophyta; Magnoliopsida; Solanales; Solanaceae
Exons: 1
Coding region: 1-519 (172 amino acids)
Source: RefSeq, a predicted model, not a curated record